This is a messenger RNA of Didymodactylos carnosus, 1068 nucleotides long. NCBI's taxonomy places the organism in Eukaryota, Metazoa, Rotifera, Eurotatoria, Philodinida, Philodinidae. The record is from the annotation of a GenBank genome assembly.
UUUAUUAUAGUUGUUCGAUAUUUUACAGUUACAUAUGAAGAUGAAUAUAUUGUAUUCUCUCCUUGUUCUCUGUUAUAUAAAUAGCUCGUUUUUUCUAAAUAAGUUGAAUUUUGAUUUACCAAAACUAUUAUUACUAAAAUAAUACAGGAAUUAUUUGAAUUGAAAUUGAAACCGAAAGCAAUAAUCGAAGUACUUCAUGAACGUGGAAUAACACUACCAAGCAUUAGCCAAUUAAGUAGUUUUUUAAGAACUAUUAAGAGUACAAAACUUGGUCCAAGUUCAAUUAGUCUUUGUGAAACUGAACAAUGGUGUUUAGAAUCAAGUCAAUCAGUUCCAGAAUCAAAUGAUACUCUUUUUGUUGCAUCAUAUCAAAUUAUUUAUUAUGAUGAUGGUGAAAACGACGAUGUUGAUGAUGAAACAAGUUUCGUUCUCGUUGUUGGCACAACUGAUCUUGAUCGACACUUUCGCUCAUUUGGUAUGGCUGUCUGUUCAAAUGAAACAACACAGGAUUUCAGAUUUUUAUUUCGUGGUUUACAAGAAGAACGUAUUCAAGCCAUACUUGAUAUUCCUCAACCCACAACAUUAGCUCAAGCAAAUAAAUUUAUUGGCAAAAUUGGAUGGUAUAGGAAAUUUAUUCCAAAGUUUGCUGAAUUAGCUGCUCCUAUCCAUACAAAGAAAAACCGAGAAUUUUAUUGGCAUGAGGAUCAGGUUCAAGCAGCAAAUAAGUUAAAACAAGUAUUAACGGACGAACCACUAGUAUUGAAGUAUCCUCAUCCAACUGCACCAUUUAUUUUGGCUACUGAUGCAUCGGAGUAUGCGAUUGACGACACAUUAAAACAAAUAAUAGACGGGCAAACUCAUUAUAAUUACUUUCUGUCUCGAUUGUUAACACCAACCGAGAUGAAUUAUUCAACGAUAGACCGAGAGGCAUUGGCAUCUUUUGGUGCAUGGAAAAAUUGCAGCAGUACUUACGUGGAAGGGAUGUCAUCAUUCCGUCGGAUCACAAACCAUUGGAACAAUUUUACAAGAAGCGGAAAUUCAAUAGCAAACGAAUUGCGGAAUGCUUAA